Molecule: messenger RNA, 4483 nt
Organism: Epinephelus moara (kelp grouper)
Lineage: Eukaryota; Metazoa; Chordata; Actinopteri; Perciformes; Serranidae
Exons: 11
Coding region: 146-1801 (551 amino acids)
Molecular function (GO): O-methyltransferase activity; oxidoreductase activity, acting on the CH-OH group of donors, NAD or NADP as acceptor
Source: RefSeq, a predicted model, not a curated record
GGUGCCGUUAGAUAAUGAAGGUUUUCGUCCGCAGGUCACGCUAUCAGUCACUCCCCUCUCUCAACAAUUUGCAUUGUGACAGACGAGCACAGUCCACUACCGUGUUGGCAGCCUCUCGCCCGCUGACAAGCAGUAAACGCUCACCAUGCCGUCCGAAAAAGUUCCCGACACCCCAGUAGAAGUCCUUGCGGAUCUCCUAAGGAAAGCCAAGGAGAUAGCUGCAGCAAGUAGCAAUGUGCCAGAGGAGCUGACAAGUCAUUUGGAGAAGGCUCUGGACAUAGCCAGCGGCCUGGAUGACUACCUGGAGAAAAUGACCACACAGGAAAGUGAACCUCUGGCACAGCUAUACAAAAAAACAAUUUCCCAUGACUGGGAUCAAGUGCACAGAGAGGGCAAGACUAUGUUCCGGCUUCCCAAGGAGUGCAUCACUGGACAUGUUGAAGGCCAGACCCUGAAGAUGCUGAUCCACAUGAGUCAAGUUAAGAGGGUCCUAGAGAUUGGGAUGUUCACAGGUUAUGGUGCGUUGUCCAUGGCUGAAGGGCUUCCUGAGGACGGCCGCUUAGUUGCCUGUGAGUUAGAGCCAUACCUCAAAGAAUUUGCCCAACCUUUUUUUGACAAGUCUCCACAUGGCAAGAAGAUUACUGUCAAGACUGGGCCUGCCAUGGACACUUUAAAGGAGUUGGCAGCUGCAGGUGAGCAGUUUGACAUGGUCUUCAUUGAUGCUGACAAGGAGAAUUACAUCAACUACUACAACUUUAUUUUGGACAACAGCCUGCUGAGAUUGCGAGGGGCCAUAUGUGUAGAUAACUCACUGUUCAAAGCAAAAGUUUACCUUAAAGACACCACAGAUAGCAACGGACUGGCACUUAGAAAAUUCAACGAGUUUGUCCGUAAUGAUCCCCGAGUGGAGCAGGUCAUUGUUCCUCUCAGAGAUGGCAUCAGCAUCAUCCGCCGGGUACCUGUGACCUCUGAGUGCUCUAGGACACAGAGUAAAAUAACAGAUGAUGAAGUUUUCCGUGGGGUCAAGGGGCGCCCCAUCCUUGAUCGGAUGCGUCUUGAUGGAAAGGUGGCCUAUGUGACGGGUGCUGGGCAGGGCAUAGGCCGAGCAUUUGCUCAUGCUCUGGGUGAGGCUGGUGCGAAUGUGGCCGUGGUGGACCUGGACCAAGAGAAAGCAGAGGCAGUGGCUGGAGAGCUCUUCCUUAAAGGCAUCAAUGCUUUUCCGAUCACAGCUGACAUCAGCAAAUCAGAUGAUGUCCAGAGGAUGAUUGACAGCAUUGUCUCCAAAUGGGGGGCGAUCCAUAUCACCUGUAACAACGCUGGCAUUAACAUGAACUCAGCCAGUGAAGACACCAGUCUAGAGGAGUGGGACCAAACCUUUAACGUCAACCUGAGGGGGACGUUCAUGUGCUGUCAGGCAGCAGGUCGAGUGAUGUUGAAGCAAGGAUACGGCAAGAUUAUCAACACAGCCUCCAUGGCCAGUCUAAUAGUACCCCAUCCCCAGAAGCAGCUCUCCUACAACACAUCCAAGGCUGGAGUGGUCAAACUGACUCAGACUCUGGGCACAGAAUGGAUUGACAGAGGAGUGCGUGUCAACUGCAUCUCACCGGGGAUUGUUGACACCCCUCUCAUCCACUCAGAGAGUCUGAGGCCUCUGGUGCAGCGCUGGCUGUCAGAUAUCCCUGCUGGUAGACUGGCUCAAGUGACAGACCUGCAAGCUGCAGUGGUCUACUUGGCAUCUGACGCCUCCGACUACAUGACAGGGCAUAACUUAGUCAUAGAGGGUGGGCAAAGUCUGUGGUAGAGAGGGUAGAUGAAGAGAUGAAAACUUUUUUUUUCUCCUUUUCACUCUCCUGGGAUGAGUCUCUGAAAUAGGUGGCAUUCACAUGAUCUCAUUUUGACACACUCUCAGCAGUAUUAGUUAAACUCUGACUUGAUCUUUAACUUUUGGUGAGUUAACAUCUGUUUCAUGGUGUAACGAGUUAACUGGUAGCUUUUAGUCCUCUGCAUGUCCUGUACAGGUUCUGUUUGCUGUAACUGUGGCACACUGAACUUCUUAGUGGAUGAAAAACACUGUAUCAUGUUAAAUACACAGCUAUCAGUCUUCUUGUCACACAAUGUGCUAACAUGUCCGAGGAAAUCUCUGUGAAGUCCAAAAAAAAAGAGAAAAAUGUUACUGAGCCUUUAAAUAUGUCACAAGUUCUGUCCUGUGAUUUUUUGACAUUAUACAUUAAAUGCUGUGAAAACCGCAACCAUUGUGAUAGAUGAGACUGUUACAUCUUAAAUACAUACCACAGAUAGAAAUCAAUCUUUUCAGAAUCAGAAUCUAAAAUACAUGUUUCCUUUUACCUGUAGUGUUCUUUAUUGAUCUAAAUUGUUUUGGUGUGAGUUGCAAAGUGCUGGAGAUAUCAGCUGUAGAGAUGUCUGCCUUCUCUCCAAUGUAAUGGAACUAGAUGGCACUCAUCAUGUAGUGCUCAAGUCAUCAAAAAAAUACAGUUGAAAAACUCAACAGCAAUGUCUCUUUCCAGAAAUCAUGACCUGGUUAGUCAAGAUAAUCCACAGACCUUGUUGUGAGCAGUUUCAUGUAGGAACUAUUUUCUUUCUACUAAACUACACCCACCAACAGUGUCCCUGCGCAUAAGGACACGUGCAUUUACUCUACUGCUAACUCACCUAGCACCACUGAGCUAGCUAAUGUUACAGCUCAGAAGAGAUGGACGCCAUUAAUGUUUACACCUUGUACUGUCAUGAGCAGGAGCCUCUUGUGGUGAUACAGUUGGCGGAUGUAGUUUGGUAGAAAGAAAAUAGUUACUAUAUGAAACUGCUCACAACAAGGUCUGUGGAUUAUUCGGAAUAAUCGGGUCAUAAUUUCUGGAAAGAGACAUUGCUGUUGAGUUUUUCCAAAUGUAUUUUUUGGUAGUUUGAGCACCACAAGCCGAGUGACAUCUAGUUCCACUAUAGUGGAGAGAAGUCAGACAUCUCUUUGGCCGAUAACACUCCUCGCACCUCACACCAAAACAAUCUAGAAUGACAAAUAGCACCACAGGUAAGAGGACAAAUAUGUCACACAUUGAAAUCUUGUUGUUUAUUAGUUUAAAUGUUCUUAUAAAAUGUACAGAAAGUAUCAGAAUGACUGCUUCAGUGAUGACGACCAGAUCACAUUCACCAGAGUAGGAUGCCAGUAAGUUGUUUUGUGCACCUUGACUUACCACUCCCUGUGGCCCAAGACUCUUGUGUACCAUAUGCAGGAUAACGGCAUCCCAGACUGCCUCUCUCCAGCUCUUUCUUGCCAAAUGGUCCCCACAAGUGGUGCUUGUGAACGCCAUCUUAAUUGCUCUAUUAACUGUUUGUGCGCUGAAAAACAAUACUUAAAGGAGAGGUUAGCCGAGGACGUGACCCCAGUCGCUGCAAUUAUACGGAAAGUAGUGGCCAAUUAGCGCUCUCUGCAAUGUGACACUGUUUGGUGUUUAUGUGAGCAACUUCAACUUCUCACUGUUAGUGACCGUUCUCUGAUUUACAUAAUUGAGGGAUUGGUCAUUAAUGGGAAUGGCGUGUGAGAGGAUCCCAUUAAGAUAUGGAGUGAGAUCUGAUCAUCUCCUCUGCUCUGUGCUAUUUAUCUCCAGCUGCAUUGGCACAUUAGAAAUUAUUGGGAUUCUUAUCCUCAUACUUAAUAGCGAAAUAUCGAAGUUUGCACACACAGUGUGCGCAUGUAAGGUCUUGCAGGAUGUGUUCACACGGAGGCAAAUUGUCUUAUGUAGGCCAUGUCCCUGUCUUGCCACUGAGGGGCAGUAUAAAGACAGGCAGCUACAGCACUGACACAAGGACAGUGUUACAACAAGAGGUUAUCACAUCAUUUGCUAUCAUCUAAAGGUAAUAACAGUGAACUCUGUUUUAGGUGUUUGAGAUAAAACAAGACCACCUCUCCAAUUCUAGUAUGCAAACAGCUCAGCAUGAGAGACAGUCAAAGAAAUGCUGAACAAAUACUCAUAUUUUCAAUUAAAUGUGGUUUGAUAGUAGACUGUUACAUUUCAAAUGCAUUAAAUAUGUAAUUCUAUCCAUCAUCUUGGAGAUUGGAGUAGCCUUUAAAGUCGACAGACAAUGAAGAGCAAAUAUGAAUCUGUAACAUGAGCUGAUAAAUUCCAAAAUCCAUUUGCAUCUACAGACCAAAUCUUUUCUUAAGACAAACAGGAUUCCAGUUAACAACCUUAGUGUUUCUCUCUUCCAUUUGUACUUUACUAUCCAAGUUAAAUGAAGGAGAAGUUGGUACAUUCUGUGGUUACUUUUGACAAUUACUACAGAUGAUUGGGAUUGUUGCAUCCCAAAGUGUACCAGAAGGGAUGCAAAAAGUUGAAACACACAGAUGAGACUAAACCUGCUUUUACCCACAGUCCUUCUGUUUGCAGCGGUUCACAAUCAUCAUUCAGUGCAGUGUCUAAACUGUUGUUUUGCCAUCAUGUUCUGCACCAUAAUAAACUCUUUCACAGCC